AUGGAGGAAUCAGAUGACAUCUUCCACGAGCCUGAGCAAGAAAGCGACACGGAAGCAAAGAAACAGCUCAAUGGGGAAUUGAAAGACAAGGCUGAUGAAGAAGUACCCGGAGAGGAGGCGCCAGUUGCUCCUGAAGACGCGGGCCAUGAUUUGAAGGGCGAUGUGAAUGGCAGCACAAAAGAAGGAGAUGGCGAUUCUGGAAAUGAUGACGAUUUGGGACAAGAUGACGAUGAGGGCGGAGAAGACGGCGAGGAGUACUCCGUCGAGACAAUUCGCGAUCACAAAUUCUCCAAGGGCCAGACGCUCUACCUGAUCAAAUGGCAAGGCUACGGGGAAGAGGAGAACACCUGGGAACCUGAAGAUCACUUGAUACCACAUUCUCGCGCAGUUCUCAAAGAGUACCACAAGAAAAUAGGUGGGAAGCCAGUUCCACCUCCUGCCAGGAUAAGGUCAAAGCAGAAGUUGCGCGAAACGCCUUCUUCCGAAGAGCACCGUGCCUCGAAGCGUCGGAAACGCAACAAAGAUGUUUCGGCUAGCCCCGCUGAAGAAACUACCGAAGAAUCCUGGCUUCCUGAGGGGGAAGACUGGGAGGAUCAGGUCGCCAGUGUCGAGAUGGUGGACCAAGACGACAACGGACUAUUGCACGCCUAUAUCAAGUUCAAAAAUGGCAGGCGGACAAGAGUCGGCAUGGACAAGAUCUACAAACACUGCCCCAGACCAAUGCUCCGGUUCUAUGAAGGCCACCUGAGGUUCAGGUAA
Cladophialophora psammophila CBS 110553 is the source of this 759-nucleotide messenger RNA. RefSeq lists its product as uncharacterized. The transcript is spliced from 2 exons. The coding region runs from base 1 to 759 and encodes 252 amino acids. The record is from RefSeq and is a predicted model, not a curated record. Gene Ontology annotation, cellular component: nucleus; pericentric heterochromatin. Gene Ontology annotation, biological process: negative regulation of transcription by RNA polymerase II; chromatin organization. Lineage: Eukaryota; Fungi; Ascomycota; Eurotiomycetes; Chaetothyriales; Herpotrichiellaceae. Gene Ontology annotation, molecular function: chromatin binding.